Molecule: messenger RNA, 1736 nt
Organism: Scylla paramamosain (green mud crab)
Lineage: Eukaryota; Metazoa; Arthropoda; Malacostraca; Decapoda; Portunidae
Gene: nero
Product: deoxyhypusine hydroxylase-like
Exons: 4
Coding region: 165-1073 (302 amino acids)
Biological process (GO): peptidyl-hypusine biosynthetic process
Molecular function (GO): deoxyhypusine monooxygenase activity
Source: RefSeq, a predicted model, not a curated record
AACCAGCCCACUUCAGUCACUUCCCCGUCUUGAAACACCAGGAGAUACAGAUAUUCUUACAACUUAUCAAGAUCAACGGAGGAGUUGUUACGAAAGCCGAGUGAAGCAAUCUUGUCAGCUGGGCACCAACAUCGGGCGUGAGUGCACGUCUUCCCGGUAAAAGAAUGGCACCUAAGGUGGAAGCUGUUGGAGGUGUGCUAGGAGACCCCAAGCAACCCUUGAAAGAGCGUUUCAGGGCUCUCUUCACCCUAAAGGGUCUGGGAGGAGAGGCAGCAAUAGCUGCCAUCUCCCAGUGCUUUGAUGAUCCUUCAGUACUCCUCAAGCAUGAACUGGCCUAUUGUCUUGGCCAGAUGAAGGAUGUCAGGGCCAUUCCAAAACUCAUUGAAGUUCUGAGUGAUGUUAAUCAGGACCCUAUGGUGAGGCAUGAGGCUGGAGAGGCGCUUGGAGCUAUUGGGGAUCCUAGUGUAGAGGAUGUUCUCCAGAAGUACAGCCAAGAUCCAUGUGUAGAUGUAGCUGAGACCUGCCAGCUGGCCCUGGGCAGGAUACAGUGGCUGAAAACCCAUGAUACUCAGGCCUCAUCUGGGACAGAGUUUCUCUCUAUUGAUCCUGCGCCUCCAGACCAAGAGACUGACGUGGAUAAGCUGAAGGAGCGACUGGUGGAUGAGACACUGCCCUUGUUUGACAGGUACCGUGCCAUGUUCUCCCUGAGAAACAUCAACACAGACAAGAGUGCCCGAGCUCUUGCUGCUGGUCUGACCUGUCCUGGCAGUGCCCUGUUUCGCCAUGAAGUUGGGUAUGUGUUGGGACAAAUGAGCAACGCUGCAGUUGUGGAAGAGUUGGCGGCUGUGGUACGUAAUAAGGACGAGAGUGGAAUGGUGCGACAUGAGGCAGCAGAAGCCUUGGGGUCCAUUGCAACACCAGAGGCUGAGGAGGUGUUGCGGGAGCACCUUGGGGACAGUGUCAGAGUGGUCAGGGAGAGCUGUGUAGUUGCCCUUGACAUGUCUGAAUAUGAGAAUUCACCAAGUCAGUUCCAGUUUGUUGAUGGAGUGAACCAAGGGAACAAGACUGGUUAAGAAGUGCAGUCCAUACCUGAGAGCUAAUUUGGUCACCUGGUGGUAUGUCCCCAAGUGUGUUCUCUAGGAACUGAGCCUUGUUGAUGUUCUAAUACUUUUAUUGUGCUUUCAGUCAUAUCAUAUCUUUUGGUUUUAAGUCUUUAUUUGGAGUAUGAUCUCUAUUGUUCUUAUUAUGAUAAGCUUUUUUAUGCUGUCUUUCACCUCCCUUUCUGAUUGCAUUUCUUCUUAAAGCAUUUUCUAUAAAAUCCUUUUGAUGCUUGUCUGUGGCAGGGUUGUGAAUAAGUCAUCACUUACAAAGUCAAGUACCUUUUUUUUUUGCAAAGUCUAGGAUACCAAGUCAUCAUAGCCAAAACAUUGUCAGUCUUCUAACUUGAAAUAGUUAUUUACUGACACACUGAUAUAUAUAUAUAUAUAUAUAUAUAUAUAUAUAUAUAUAUAUAUAUAUAUAUAUAUAUAUAUAUAUAUAUAUAUAUAUAUAUAUAUAUAUAUAUAUAUAUAUAUAUAUAUAUAUAUAUAUAUAUAUAUAUAUAUAUAUAUAUAUAUAAUAUGAAGCACCAGCCUUGAAUAGUCAGUCAUUCUGGGUGUUAUUUGGAGUCUUUCAACAUGCCUUUCCACAACAAUAAUUAUAUGGUUCCAAGAGAAAAAUAAAAGAGCUAUUUAAAU